Messenger RNA from Knipowitschia caucasica, 306 nucleotides. NCBI's taxonomy places the organism in Eukaryota, Metazoa, Chordata, Actinopteri, Gobiiformes, Gobiidae. The record is from the annotation of a GenBank genome assembly.
AUGGAGUAUAUGCAUUGGGAUACGCAUACUGCUGUCUACUAUGUGGAUGAUAGACAGGUGCACUGUAUGGCUGUGAGGGAGCCGGUGCACUGUAGGGCGUGUCUUGAGGAGCAGCUACAUGCGGUGCAACUACACUUCUGUGUGAGGUGUCGUACAGAGGGGGCAACAGAGCUGCUUGAGCGGGAUCUACAGGAGGAGGAGGCGGUGGCCAGUACUCACCGGUCUCUGCUCCCUGGACUAUACCUGCUGUGUAGUUUGGAGGCACUGCUGGUAGUAAAGGAGCUGUCACUGGUGCUGAAACACUAG